This is a messenger RNA of Pseudoliparis swirei, 1582 nucleotides long. RefSeq names its product serpin peptidase inhibitor, clade A (alpha-1 antiproteinase, antitrypsin), member 10b (gene serpina10b). Bases 207 to 1418 code for a protein of 403 amino acids. NCBI's taxonomy places the organism in Eukaryota, Metazoa, Chordata, Actinopteri, Perciformes, Liparidae. Gene Ontology annotation, biological process: negative regulation of endopeptidase activity; blood coagulation. The transcript is spliced from 4 exons. The record is from RefSeq and is a predicted model, not a curated record. Gene Ontology annotation, molecular function: serine-type endopeptidase inhibitor activity.
UAUUGCAUUUCAAAAAUGGAUUAAUUUAAGUGCUUUUGGUGGUAAUGGAAAUGGGGAAAAAGUUAUUUAUGGGGAUCAAUGCCCUCUGAUAAUUUUGAGCAGAUGCAGUGUUAGUUCUCGGGUCAUUGUUAAAUGUUCCUUUCCAAAUUACCUUUUGACGUCUACAUAUCUGCGUGUUUCAGGUUGUGCAACGGAAACCUCAAAAUAUGAUGGUCCACAAAAUGACGAUGGGAUUUAUGCUAAUUUUAAGCUGCUUGGGCUUCCUCGCUCCUGUCCGCCAAGCGCACCUUCAAAGCGCUACCAUCGCAGAUCUUUCCUUUCAGAAUAUGGACUUUGCCAUGAACCUAUACAAAAAAAUAUCCAACUAUCACGACGAGAAUAUAUUUUUCUCACCUCUGAGCAUCUCCACCAGCUUUGCGGCUCUUUUAAUGGCUUCCGAUGGUGACACGUACAAGGAAAUACUGAAGGGACUCAACCUGGAGAAGCUGGAGCAGGCUGACCAGCCAGAGCUUAUCCCAACACUCUUCCAACGCCUUCAUGAGAACAUCACACAGGAUGAAUCUCUGGACCAAGGCAUGGCCCUCUUUAUGCGCCAGCAGUUUGAGAUAGAGAACGUAUUGAAAGAUCAACUGAAGACAUUUUUUUAUGCUGACCUCAAAAGUGUUGACUUUGCGGACACAAAAGGGAGUAUCAGCUUCAUCAAUGAGUUUAUCAACAACAAGACUCGGGGCAAAGUGCCCGAGAUGAUUUCCACCCUGGAUGCAGCGACUUAUCUCAUGUUAAUCGACACCAUUUUCUUCCAGGGAUCCUGGCAGAAGCCUUUCAACCCCAAUUUUACUCGAAAUGCACCGUUCUACAUUGACAACUAUAAUAUUGUGCAAGUGCCGAUGAUGUUUUUAGAGGAUAAGUUCUACUCUAUGAAAGAUAUCCAGCUUGGUGCUAAAGUGUUGAAGCUACCGUAUCAGGAAGGUGUUUCCAUGCUUAUCCUGCUACCAAACGCAGGCGUAGACUACACUGUCGUCGAUGAUGGGAUCACGUCUCAGAGGUUCCUCAGCUGGAUCCAAAAGCUGCAGAAAACCAAACUGGAAGUCCACAUGCCAAAAUUCAAGAUGGAAGAGUCGUAUUCCCUGCAAAAUAUUCUUCCAGAUAUGGGCAUGAUCAGUAUCUUCAGUAAUUCAGCCAAUUUGACAAAGCUGACUAAGAAAGUAGGCCUCAAAGUGUCAGAGGUGCUGCACAAGGCUGUGAUCGAGGUGGACGAGAUAGGAACCACUGCAGCCGCGGCCACAGCAAUUGGCAUUACUCCAUAUUCCUUACCCAGGACCUUCACUGUCAACAGGCCGUUUUUCUUCUUCAUCUACCACGAAGCCACAAACUGUCUGCUGUUCAUGGGCAGGGUGAUUGACCCCUCCAAAAACUAGCAGUCAUGGGUUGUUUGAGCAUAUGACAUUGUGUUUAUUAAAGCUUUUAAAUGGCUGUUUUGAUGCAUCUUUUCAUCUUAAAUUUAGAAAGUGUGUGCUGUUUUGUUCUAUAAGCCUGUCUAAUGUAAUCCUUAUAAUAAUAAAAAUAGCAACAAGUGCCUUUC